Lontra canadensis (Northern American river otter) is the source of this 2090-nucleotide messenger RNA. RefSeq names its product tyrosine kinase non receptor 1 (gene TNK1). Lineage: Eukaryota; Metazoa; Chordata; Mammalia; Carnivora; Mustelidae. Gene Ontology annotation, molecular function: protein binding; protein tyrosine kinase activity; ATP binding. The record is from RefSeq and is a predicted model, not a curated record. Gene Ontology annotation, biological process: protein phosphorylation.
GGGAUUUAGUGCUGGCGGCCAGGGUGGUUCCGCCGCCGCAGCUUCCGCCUUCGCCAGAGCUGGAUGCAUGGACCUCCGGGAUGCCUUCUCCAGACAUGGUCCCUGAGGCGAGUUCACUGUGGCUGCUGAGACUGCUCCGGGACAUCCAGCUGGCCCAGUUCUACCGACCCAUCCUUGAGGAGCUUAAUGUGACCCGGCCGGAGCACUUUGACUUUGUCAGGCCCGAGGACCUGGAUGGCAUUGGAAUGGGCCGGCCUGCCCAGCGCAGACUCGCCGAGGCUCUGAAGAAGCACCGUUCGGGGGUCAAGUCAAAGAACUGGGUCUACAAGAUCCUUGGGGGCUUGGCACCUGAGCAGAAAGAGACCACCUCAGCUCCCGACAGCCCCCUGUCCCUCCCUGAGCCCGAGGGGGGACUCAAGUGUCUGAUCCCAGAUGGUGCCGUGUGCAGAGGGGAGCUGCUGGGCUCUGGCUGCUUUGGCGUGGUGCACCGAGGGCUGUGGACGCUGCCCAGUGGCCAGAGUGUCCCAGUGGCUGUCAAGUCCCUCCGGGUGGGUCCUGAAGGCCCCGUGGGCACAGAGCUGGGGGACUUCCUUCGAGAGGUGUCCGUCAUGAUGAACUUGGAGCACCCGCACGUGCUGCGUCUGCACGGCCUCGUACUGGGCCAGCCUCUGCAGAUGGUGAUGGAGCUGGCGCCGCUGGGCUCCCUGCACGCACGCCUGACCGCGCCGGCCCCGACACCCCCGCUGCCCGUGGCCCUGCUGUGCCUCUUCCUGCGGCAGCUGGCAGGGGCCAUGGCGUACCUGGGGGCCCGCGGGCUGGUGCACCGAGACCUCGCCACACGCAACCUGCUGCUGGCUUCCCCGCGCACGGUCAAGGUGGCGGACUUCGGGCUGGUGCGGCCGCUUCGCGGCGCCCGGGGCCGCUACAUCAUGGGCGGGCCCCGCCCCAUCCCCUACGCCUGGUGCGCGCCGGAGAGCCUGCGCCAGGGGGCCUUCUCUUCUGCGUCAGACGUGUGGAUGUUUGGGGUGACGUUGUGGGAGAUGUUCUCCGGGGGCAAGGAGCCCUGGGUCGGGGUCCCGCCGUACCUCAUCCUGCAGCGGCUGGAGCAGGACCGGGCCCGGCUGCCUCGGCCUUCCCUCUGCUCCAGGGCGCUCUACGCCCUCGCCUUGCGCUGCUGGGCCCCCCACCCCGCCGACCGGCCUAGCUUUUCUUACCUGGAGGGGCUGCUCCAAGAGGCCUGGCCUCCUGAGGGACGUUGUGUCCAGGAUGUCAUGGAGCCAGGUGCCCUAAGGAUGCAGACUGGUGACCCCAUCACCAUCAUCGAUGGCAGCCCCGACUCCACAACCUGGAAGGGCCAGAACGGCCGGACACUCAAAGUGGGCAGCUUCCCGGCUUCAGCGGUGACGCUGGCAGAUGGGGGGGGGGCCCCAGCCACCCAUCCGGUCCAGAGGGUCUCCCCUGCCCAGGGAGAGCGACAGCAGGGAAGCGGAGAUGGGGACAGAGGGAAGGCAAAGCUUCGGGAUUUACCUCCUGCACGGGCCCAGAGAAGGAACAGGAAUGUGCCCUUGCAGAGGAUGAAAGUCAUUUCCAAGAGUCUGGAGUCUGUUCUGUCCCUGGGUCCCCGCCCCACAGGGGGUGGUUCGAGCCCCCCCGAACUUCGUCAUGCCAGAGCUGUGCCCCAGGGACCCCCAGGCCUGCCAUCCCGGACCCCCUUUGCCCCCAGCCCUUCUCAGCCCAGCCAGCCCCUCAGGGAGCGGCCUCCUUGGCCCAAAAGGGAACCCCCCCACAGCCAGCCCUCGGGAGCGCCUGCCACUGGCAAAGCCACCGUCCCCUCUGGAAGCCUCUUGCCCGACUCUGAGCUGCAGAAGAGGGUCACGGAGGUGGGGCUGAGCGUGCACGGAGUCACCCACCAGGAGUGCCAGGCGGCACUGAGGGCCACUGGGGGAGACGUGGUUUCUGCCAUCCGGAACCUCAAGGUGGACCAGCUCUACCAUCUGAGCAGCCGGUCCAGAGCCGACUGCCGACGCAUCCUGGAGCAUUACCAGUGGGAUCUCUCCGCGGCCAGUCGCUAUGUCCUGGCUCGGCCCUGA